AAUCUAUCCACCACACGUUUGUGUUAUUUUUGGAAUAAACAUUUUGAAAAACCAGACACAACAAAAAAAAAUUGUUUGGAAUCACUUUCGAAAGUACGAACGGAGGCAUUACUGUGAAAUUUUGAAAAAUAGUCAAAACCAAAUGGAUGUCCAAAUACAAAUCAGUGACACCAGUACACGUCGCUGCAGCUGCUGUGAGCCCUUACAAGAGCCAGUGAACAGUUUUUUCAAAUCACAAUGGCAGAGCGCAGAGUACUCGGUAAUAUUCCUGAUCUAUCGCUGGUGUUUCGCCACUUGGUUCGCGGUAACACUGGGUUUUAGCCUGUAUGAGUUCUAUUUCGAUGGCAAAUGGUUUAUUUAUUUUACAAAUUGGGGAUAUUUGCUCUGCACGCUGGUGGCCGUAUACAGUGUGAUACUGGUAUCGAUAUACGCCUGUGUCACAUGUCCGAAAGCACCCUGUCCACGCUGGAUGGUGAAAUCGUACUGGUAUCUACAUAUUUCCGCAUUCACAUGCGCAACUGGGCUUUCAUUUAUCUAUUGGUUAUUCAUAUUUCCAUUUUCAAGCUUCCAAUUACCCGAGGGUAUAAGUCGCAUCGAGAUUGUAAGACUCUACCGUUACUUCUUCAUAGGGCCCGAUAGUCAUAGCUGUAUUGCCCACUUUCAUAACAUCAAUUCGCAUGCAGUUAAUUCAGUAUUGAUGAUUUUAGAUCAAAUGGUGGUAGCGUUUCCUACACGCAUUAAACACUUCAUUUAUCCAGCAUUUGUUGUCAUAAUUUAUAUAAUAUUUUCCAUAAUUUAUUUUCUGACGGGUGGCGAAAAUGUCAUUGGCAAACCGUAUAUAUAUAGAAUACUUAAUUGGGGUGAACAACCUUUGUCAUCAUCAUUUGUCUCGCUUGGUGGUCUUUUACUUGUAUUUCCGAUGUGCCUUUUAGGUUAUUUAAUAUAUAAACUACGUUUAUGUUUGUGCACUAGCAAAUAUCUGGUGUAAACUAUUAGCUCAUAUAAAAAUUAAAAAGUUAUAAUACAAAAAAUGAAAUCAAU
This is a messenger RNA of Ceratitis capitata (Mediterranean fruit fly), 1041 nucleotides long. Its product is annotated as protein rolling stone-like. Bases 143 to 988 code for a protein of 281 amino acids. The record is from RefSeq and is a predicted model, not a curated record. Lineage: Eukaryota; Metazoa; Arthropoda; Insecta; Diptera; Tephritidae. The transcript has 6 exons. Gene Ontology annotation, cellular component: membrane.